AUGUCAUCUGAGAAGUGGUUCAAGUAUGGGGAGCAGCUUCAGCGAGCCGAGACUGACCCUGACGGCCACCUCAACCUCGAACAGCUCGCAGCCACGCUUGGCCUCGACCCCAAGACGCUUCAGCUCGACGGCGUCCUCAGAGCCUACAGCCCCAGCGGCUACACCUUCACUGCCAUACAAGGCGGUGACAACAGCGAUUCUGCAAUCAUUGUGACGGGCAACCCUGCAACGGCACACCUCCUCACGCUUUAUGAGGUGGUGACAUACCCCGUCGCGCAGCUCACCCAGCGACUCAGCCCCCGCUCUUCGGCCAGCAAAACGCAGCCCAGUCAGCCCAGGACCUUUUCGGACAUUCUGCCAUGGCCGGACUUCAUCGCGGGCUGCAUGGCGUUGCUCGGCAGCCUGGACAACAGUGAGCGCAUCUAUAACGCACCAAGCGGCCGCAUACUGCCCAGCGCAUCGCACACAGUACGGUCAGCAGCGGACGAGGCUGAGGUCAGGGGCCGGGUCCUCAGCCUGCUAGACAGCAUCAACGACGUUGCGGAGGUGCUGGGCAUCCCUGUGGAGUGCACAAGCGGGGGCAGCGGACGCAGCAGCUCCUUCACAGACCUGGUGGUGCGGCUGACAGGCUCGGCCACCAACCCUGCGCACCUCAGCGCCCUCAUUCUCGCGGCUGGAGAGGUCAAGGGCAACUGGCAGUUCGAGCUGGAGCGCGGUGAAACCCUGGAGGCGGCGCUGCAUGACCCCAAGCGAAUCGUCAAGAUCGUGCUGGCUGUGCAGCAGGUGUACGGCGAUGCUGUGUUUGAUGAGGCUCCCAUGCUCAUCCUCACCAACUACCAUGUCACCGUGUUCCUCAAGCGCAGCGCAGACGUCCAGGACAAGCGUCUGUGGGCUUCGCCUCCCAUCUGGUGGGACAGCACAGACCCACCUGCACGCGCAUGCUGGCUCUACUCUCUAGAGCAGGCUCACAGCAUGCGUGCAAUGAAGCAGAAGCUGCCGCGAUUCGCUGUGCCCCCCACAAUGAAAGGGUACCACAUUCCAGCGCAGUCGCAGCUGGAUCAGCCGGUUGUGCAGGAUGCUGGCACAGGACUGAGGCGCAGCUCGCGAGCUCGCACGGCUACCCUCCGCUUGCAAGCGACCAGCGCUUCUGGCAAGGGAUAUGAGCUGGACAGCCUGGCAGCCCGGCAGUCACCAGCCUCAGCCGCAUCAGCCGUCAGCGCCGCACCUAGCAGCAGUGGCAGCGCACCGCCCGCCGACCCGGUGCUGCCCUUAGCAGAUCUGGCCAUCACUGAUAAGCUGCUUGGCGCAGGCCAGUUUGGGCAUGUCCUCCAGGGAAGCUACUGCAUGCAGCCUGUGGCAGUGAAGCUGUAUCACCGCCAAGUAAGUGGUGCGACUGCGGCAUACGAGAACGAGAAGCAAGCCUACCAGGCUCUGGAACAGCUGCAGGGUUCAGCCAUCCCCAACUUCUUCGGCUAUGGCAUGCUCGCGCACACCGCGGUGCCUGUCAUCGUGACAUCUGUUGCUGGCACUGCCCUGCGGGAGGGAGCCCGUGUGCCGCCGUCGCUGCACAAACCCAUGCGGGAUGCGCUCAAGGCGUUCCAUGAUGCAGGAGCUGCUCAUGGAGAUGUGCGGCUUGCCAACUUCCUGGUUGAAGAGCAGAGCGGCAUCGUGCGUCUGGCUGACUUGGGAAGCACAGUCCUCAGGGCCACCAAAGACCAGCAGAAGGCGGAGCAAAAGAAAUUGGCGUCAUUGCUGGCGUGA
Coccomyxa subellipsoidea C-169 is the source of this 1761-nucleotide messenger RNA. RefSeq lists its product as hypothetical. The coding region runs from base 1 to 1761 and encodes 586 amino acids. Lineage: Eukaryota; Viridiplantae; Chlorophyta; Trebouxiophyceae; Coccomyxaceae. The record is from RefSeq and is a predicted model, not a curated record. Gene Ontology annotation, molecular function: ATP binding; protein kinase activity. The transcript is spliced from 4 exons. Gene Ontology annotation, biological process: protein phosphorylation.